Pan troglodytes (chimpanzee) is the source of this 1676-nucleotide messenger RNA. RefSeq names its product neutrophil cytosolic factor 4 (gene NCF4). The coding region runs from base 224 to 1270 and encodes 348 amino acids. Lineage: Eukaryota; Metazoa; Chordata; Mammalia; Primates; Hominidae. Gene Ontology annotation, biological process: respiratory burst; superoxide anion generation; phagocytosis. Gene Ontology annotation, cellular component: NADPH oxidase complex; cytoplasm. Gene Ontology annotation, molecular function: protein binding; phosphatidylinositol binding; superoxide-generating NADPH oxidase activator activity. The transcript is spliced from 9 exons. The record is from RefSeq and is a predicted model, not a curated record.
AAGAGGAAGUGUGGGCCACAGGCUAGGCCCAGAGAGCCUGGAGGAGGAGCCUCUGCCAGAGUGGAGAGAAGCAGGCCUGAGCCUCCCCAAAGGCAGCUCCUGGGGACUCCCAGGACCACAGGCUGAGACAAGACUCAGGGUGGCUGGAGGAAGUGAGAGGUGAACUCAGCCUGGGACUGGCUGGGCGAGACUCUCCACCUGCUCCCUGGGACCAUCGCCCACCAUGGCUGUGGCCCAGCAGCUGCGGGCCGAGAGUGACUUUGAACAGCUUCCGGAUGAUGUUGCCAUCUCGGCCAACAUUGCUGACAUCGAGGAGAAGAGAGGCUUCACCAGCCACUUUGUUUUCGUCAUCGAGGUGAAGACAAAAGGAGGAUCCAAGUACCUCAUCUACCGCCGCUACCGCCAGUUCCAUGCUUUGCAGAGCAAGCUGGAGGAGCGCUUCGGGCCAGACAGCAAGAGCAGUGCCCUGGCCUGUACCCUGCCCACACUCCCAGCCAAAGUCUACGUGGGUGUGAAACAGGAGAUCGCCGAGAUGCGGAUACCUGCCCUCAAUGCCUACAUGAAGAGCCUGCUCAGCCUGCCGGUCUGGGUGCUGAUGGAUGAGGACGUCCGGAUCUUCUUUUACCAGUCGCCCUAUGACUCAGAGCAGGUGCCCCAGGCACUCCGCCGGCUCCGCCCGCGCACCCGGAAAGUCAAGAGCAUGUCCCCACAAGGCAACAGCGUUGACCGCAUGGCAGCUCCGAGAGCAGAGGCUCUAUUUGACUUCACUGGAAACAGCAAACUGGAGCUGAAUUUCAAAGCUGGAGAUGUGAUCUUCCUCCUCAGUCGGAUCAACAAAGACUGGCUGGAGGGCACUGUCCGGGGGGCCACGGGCAUCUUCCCUCUCUCCUUCGUGAAGAUCCUCAAAGACUUCCCUGAGGACGACGACCCCACCAACUGGCUGCGUUGCUACUACUACGAAGACACCAUCAGCACCAUCAAGUCUGUGGCCUGGGAGGGAGGGGCCUGUCCAGCCUUCCUGCCAUCCCUACGACCACCAGCCCUCACAUCACCUUCUCAUGGGUCCCUCUCCCACUCCAAAGCCCCCAGUGGCUCCCAGAUGAGCCACAAUGCUGUAACAAGCCAUCAACGUCCAGGGUGGUCUGACCAGCCUCAUUCCCCUUUCCCCCACCCCACACCCCACUUCCAGCCUGAUGCCUCCUUACUCCAGCCUGUCACCCCCUUAGGGACAUCGCGGUGGAGGAAGAUCUUAGCAGCACUCCCCUAUUGAAAGACCUGCUGGAGCUCACAAGGCGGGAGUUCCAGAGGGAGGACAUAGCUCUGAAUUACCGGGACGCCGAGGGGGAUCUGGUUCGGCUGCUGUCGGAUGAGGACGUAGCGCUCAUGGUGCGGCAGGCUCGCGGCCUCCCCUCCCAGAAGCGCCUCUUCCCCUGGAAGCUGCACAUCACGCAGAAGGACAACUACAGGGUCUACAACACGAUGCCAUGAGCUGGCGGUGUCCCUGGAGCAGUGACGGGACACCAGCAAGAACCUGAAGCAGAGGAGAUUGGGACCAGGAAAACCUGGGAGGAUGGGCAGACUUCCUGUCUUUGAGGCUAAUGGACCCAUGGGGCUUGUAAUCUGUCUCUUUCUACUAUUUACAUCUGAUUUAAAUAAACCAUUCCAUCUGAAAGGGG